AGUUAGAAACGCUUUUAGAGAGUAAGCAAUGUACUUGCUCAUGAAAAUUAUUAAAUUGAACCAUUGGACGGGGAAACAUUAAAUUAUAAUAAAUUAACCGCUUAGUGAGGAAGUUUCAACGUAGCUAAAGUUAGUGUGACGUUCUUACUUCAUAUUUUCCAUCCAAGGUAUAGGAAAAUAUACAAGGUAUAAAGCAAGUGUUAUUAACAACUGCACUGUUACUUAUGCAGUUAUAAAAUUUAAAUUAAUGCGUAGUGCACAUGCAUUUGAUAUAAAGUGACAUUUGAACCGCAUACCCUUAUCAUGUUAUUUACAUAAAGUGGCCCCUGUAACUCAAAUUUACGACAGUCUGUGUCUACAUUAUACAUUGAUUUUAUAUUUAGUAGUGCACAAUAACUAUCAGAAAAUGCCUUUGGCAAAUAUCGACGAAAUGAUUUUUCGACAAUCCAGACUGGGGGUGGCCAGGAAUUUGUUUGAUGUUGAAGUUCCUCAUAGAGUAGCCAGCUACGAUAGAUAUAUACCCUGCAGGGCGAACAACACUUGGGAGACCAGUUUUGCUACGAUCCCAGAUCCAAAUAAGGGAGUUCAGUCCGGCAAGAAGACGAGGGAAACAGGUGAGAACACAAGGGACAGUUCUGUAUAUAAUAUCCUGUUACGGAAUGAAUUACUGGGAGAGAAUAUUGAGGAUGUCAAGUCGCAGUGUGACGAGAGGCAGGCACUUACCCCUGUGAAGAGUAAAAACCUUUUCAAAUAUGGAACUCCUACAAAGAACGAGAGAACGCCAGUCAAGAGCCAAUCUAGUCCGUACUCCCUCUCACCCCUGAGCACCAGCAGCCAGCGGCUGCUCCGAUCCCCCCACAAGGCUACGAGGAAGAUCUCUAGGAUACCCUUCAAGGUACUGGACGCCCCCGAGCUCCAGGACGACUUCUACCUCAACCUCGUCGACUGGUCGGUCCAGAACGUCCUUAGCGUCGGCCUCGGCAGCUGCGUCUACCUCUGGUCCGCGUGCACCAGCCAGGUGACGCGGCUGUGCGACCUUUCCAGCGACGGAAACGUCGUCACGUCGGUGGCGUGGAGUGAGAGGGGACACUUGGUCGCCGUCGGCACGCACAACGGUUACGUGACGGUGUGGGACGUCGCCGUCAACAAACAGGUGAAUAAACUUCAAGGGCACACGGCUCGGGUGGGCGCGUUGGCCUGGAACGGGGACGUACUCAGCUCCGGAAGUAGGGACAGGCUGAUUUUGCAGAGGGAUACCAGGACGCCACCGAACGUAACCGAACGAAGGUUGGUGGGCCACCGGCAAGAAGUCUGCGGCCUCAAGUGGUCUCCUGACAACCAAUAUUUGGCAUCGGGAGGCAACGAUAAUAGACUUUAUGUAUGGAACAUGCAGUCGUUGUCGCCCGUGCAGACUUACACCGACCACCUGGCGGCGGUGAAGGCUAUAGCUUGGUCGCCCCAUCAUCACGGGUUGCUAGCCUCGGGUGGAGGAACUGCUGAUAGGUGUAUCAGGUUUUGGAACACCCUCACCGGGCAACCCAUGCAGUGUGUGGAUACAGGUUCUCAGGUUUGCAAUUUGGCGUGGUCUAAACACAGUUCGGAGCUGGUCUCCACACACGGUUACUCCCAGAAUCAGAUCCUGGUAUGGAAGUACCCAAGCUUGACGCAGGUGGCCAAAUUGACGGGUCAUUCGUACAGGGUGCUCUACCUGGCUCUGUCGCCAGAUGGCGAGGCCAUCGUGACGGGAGCGGGUGAUGAAACCCUGCGUUUCUGGAAUGUCUUCAGCAAGGCGCGUUCCCAGAAGGAAACCAGGUCGGUCCUCAGUUUAUACACGGGGAUACGUUAGAUUUUCGUAUGGCGAAUGCCAAUAUUUACUUCUGUGAAGUAUUUUUUUAUAUUUUAGACUUAUACAACAGACUUGUUUUACAUUAUACUAUAAAUCUUUUUUUUUUAUUUAUACUUGUAUUGAAUUUACACAUUUCACGAUAUAUAUGAUUGUGAUAAUUAUAUUAGCGUUUCUAAUGUGUACAAAUAUUAUAGCGAUUUAUUUAUUUUUAGCAAGAGUUUCCGUGAAAUAUUUUAUAUCGUUACAAAGUAACUUGAGGAAUAGUGGGUGAGAAAUUAUUUAUUUGCUUUCGAGAGAUGUUUUUGUUUUUUUAUUGGGAAAUAUUUUUGUCUACUAUGUGGCAUAUACAGGGUGUACCAUUUUUAGACAAAUAACAGAUUAAGUGAUAAAACGAAAAAGUACUUUAGUACAAAAAAAAAAUAAUAUAAACAAUUGCUUGAUGUAAA
This is a messenger RNA of Anoplophora glabripennis (Asian longhorned beetle), 2292 nucleotides long. It is a transcript of the gene fzr, whose product is annotated as fizzy-related protein homolog. Bases 407 to 1846 code for a protein of 479 amino acids. The record is from RefSeq and is a predicted model, not a curated record. Gene Ontology annotation, cellular component: anaphase-promoting complex. Gene Ontology annotation, molecular function: protein binding; ubiquitin ligase activator activity; anaphase-promoting complex binding. Gene Ontology annotation, biological process: positive regulation of ubiquitin protein ligase activity; positive regulation of anaphase-promoting complex-dependent catabolic process; anaphase-promoting complex-dependent catabolic process. Lineage: Eukaryota; Metazoa; Arthropoda; Insecta; Coleoptera; Cerambycidae. The transcript is spliced from 4 exons.